This is a messenger RNA of Xenopus laevis (African clawed frog), 1870 nucleotides long. RefSeq names its product provisional ortholog of syntaxin 3 L homeolog. NCBI's taxonomy places the organism in Eukaryota, Metazoa, Chordata, Amphibia, Anura, Pipidae. The record is from RefSeq and is a predicted model, not a curated record. Bases 379 to 1332 code for a protein of 317 amino acids. The transcript is spliced from 2 exons.
GUUCGGUGCAUGGGAGGAGUUGAACAGCCACCAAGUUUAGUUCAGAUAAGCUGUGAGAGCCUCUGGUAGAAAUCCCAGCACAGAAACUUCUUUUCAGCUGCCCAGUGAGUAUUCGCUUAUUGCUCCUUGAAAGAAGCACAUUCACUUGAACAGAGGCUUGAGCAACCACUGCUGCAACAGAUCUGAAAUGCCUGCAGAAGCACGCAACACCCAUUUCUGGCAUGCAGAGCAACCCAGCCUGUAGUUAGACAUGUGACUAUCAGGACAUUUUAUCUGCAAGCCAAGUAACUCAGUCAAUAUUUGCAAGGUCUGGGAGGAAAACUUUAACUGCUUUAUUUGACGUAAUGCCGUUACAACUGAUACCGUCAGAAGAAACUGAUGCUCCUUUUAUUUCCAUUGUCUUUGUAUGACAAAUGUUUCUGGCACCUGCAUCUGAAAAUGAAGGACAGACUGGAAGAGUUUAGGACUAGUGUCAAAGAAGAUGAGUUACUUGAGUUUGAGGAGAACUUGGCAUAUGACAAUCCUGUCUACCAAGAAACAGAGAAUCAUGAAAUGGACAAGUUUUUUCAGGAGGUAGCUGGGCUUUCCGUUUCACUAAAGAGCCUGACAGAUCUCGCUGAGCUCAUUGAGAAAAAACAAGAGCUUAUCCUUUGCAGCACAACAGAUACUGAUAUUUAUGAAGGAAAGAAAGAGUUAAGUAAAUUGAAAAAUACUUUGAUUUCUGAUGCUAAAACCAUUCAGGCCCAGCUCAGCAAAAUUAAGACAUCUUUGGCCGAAGACAGUAAAAACUGGAUGGCAGAGUACCGCAUCCGUCAAAGCCAGUUCAAUGCCUUAACAAAUCGAUACCAAGGGGUUAUGACUCAACAUUACAUCAACGAGACAAAGUAUGUGGGCAUGCUAAAAGAACAGGUCAUGAGGCAGGCAGAACUGGCUGGAUUGGAUCUUCAGGAGGAUGACAUCAAUCAAUUAAUAAGCAGCCCAAUGGCUCCACAAAUAGUUGGAAAAGAUUUAGAAAUCCUCAAAGCUAAACAACACUAUGCCAUGGCCCAACAGAGACAUAAGCAGCUUAUGGACCUUGAAGUCCAGAUUACUGAACUUCACUUAAUUUUUUUGCAGUUAGAAAUGUUGGUCUCAGAGCAACAGGACAUUAUCAAUAACAUUGAGUUCAACGUGAUACACACUCAGGAAUACAUAUCACAAUCCAACGAAGAAGUCAAGAAAGCGAUCAAAUACCAGAAGCAAUCCCGUGUAGCGGCUGCAGCAUCGGCAUUUUUGGGGCUCUGUGCUUGUUGCACUUGUUGUCUUGCUUGUCUGCCUGGAGCUGCAAAGUAAAACCAGUCAUCAAAAAUAUUAUUGGUCCUACAGCUAUUAGGAGGACUCCUAGCAGUGAAGGUUGUUUCUACUUUCAGUUGGAGAACCUUAGAAUGGAUCUGUAUUCCACAGUGAGCUUGCUUCUCUUGAAUACAGUUGUAAAUUACAGCAGUGCUUGUAAUUAUAUCUGAAUCAGAACUGCAUGAGUUAACAUAGUCUAAAGAGGCGCCAAAAAGUGAAGCAAGGACUAUAACUCUGUAAACAGAGGUGUCUACCUCUUCCAAAGUCAUGACUGUUUAAUGACCGCCCUCUCACUAGGUUACACUGAUUUGUUAUUUCUUUUAUCUGUGUUUAUGUUUACAUGAAAGGAGUGGCCUAAUAAGCCUAAGGCUAAGGUAUUCCUUCAAUAAGAUAUUUCGAUAACAUAACUUAUUUGUACAAUAGAUAGUAAAAUGAUAGCGCAUGUUAAGUAAUAUGAUGUUUAUAUUUUAUUCCUAUGGAAAUUCUCAGUUUAAAGCGCAGGUGUAAAUUGCAUUUUAAUUGUGUGGAUAUAUAAAAA